Messenger RNA from Folsomia candida, 1765 nucleotides. RefSeq names its product cytochrome P450 9e2. The transcript is spliced from 3 exons. Lineage: Eukaryota; Metazoa; Arthropoda; Collembola; Entomobryomorpha; Isotomidae. The coding region runs from base 38 to 1531 and encodes 497 amino acids. The record is from RefSeq and is a predicted model, not a curated record. Gene Ontology annotation, molecular function: iron ion binding; oxidoreductase activity, acting on paired donors, with incorporation or reduction of molecular oxygen; monooxygenase activity.
UCAUUACACGAAGUAUAUAUUUCAUUUUUUUAGCAAAAUGUGGAUUUAUUACUUUCUAACAUUAAUCAUAAUUUUGUACGUGACGUUUAAACUGUUCUCGAACAGAGUACACAACUAUUGGAAAAAGUAUGGAUUCAAUAGCGCAACCUCAUCCGAGAUUAAACAGGGCUCAAAAAAUUACCCAACCUCCAUAAAAAAAGGUGGCAUAGAAUGUUUAACCUACAAAUACUUUAAGGAUCUCGGCCUCCCUAUCGGGGGGACAUUUGAAGCCUUAAAUCCCCAACUUUACGUUACGGAUGCAGCUCUCGCUAAGAAAAUCAUGGUAGAAGACGCCCACCAUUUUGUGGACCGUCGCGAAUUAUACGAACCCCAACGGAAUCCUUUACUCGGAAGAAUGUUAUCCUUCCGGCGAGGGGACGAAUGGAAGCGGUUAAGAUCUCUGCUCAGCCCUGCCUUCACCCCAGCCAAGAUGAAGGACAUCUUCCCACUUUUUAUCGAAAAUUGUCAACAGCUCGUUGCCACCAUCGAAAUUACAAACAAAGAUUAUCCAGUCCGACUCGAUAUUCACGAAACAAUCGGAAGAUUUACAAUGGAUGUCAUUUCCUCAACGGUGUUUGGAAUCAGGACUGAAUCACAAACAAAUAACGACUCUAUAUUUUACGAGAUGGGUAAAAAGUUGCAAGUUUUAACGCUGAAAUUAGUCUUUGCACGGAUAACUGCCAAGUUUCUUCCCAAGCUGGCGAAAUUCUUACAUAUUUCGACCUUUGAUACGAGUGCGCUCGAAUUUUUUGCACAGACUACAAAGAAUAUUGUCCAGGAACGAAAUAAAUCUGGCGUUAUUAAUCGACGAAGGGACAUGAUUGACAUUUUGCUGAGUAACAAUGCAUCCGGAGAACUUUCUGAAGACGACAUAGUUUCACAGGCAGUACUUUUCUACAUAUUGGGAUUUGACACGACAAACUCGCUUUUAGAGAUUUGCUGUAUUGUUCUUGCGAAUCAUCCAAAAAUUCAAGAAAAGCUGAGGAGAGAGGUAGCAGAUUCUGGUUUUGAUGAGCAUGGAAAUACAAAUUCGUAUGAAGUUCUAACCGAGAUGCCGUACAUGAAUAAGGUUAUUACAGAGACCCUUCGACUUUACCCACCCUCAACACGGACGGAGAGAUUGUGCACGACGGAAUAUUUAGUGCCGGGAACAAAUUUGACAAUUCCGAUUAACAGUCAAAUUGUCAUUCCGAUUUAUGCGUUACAAACGGAUCCGGAUUUGUGGGAAGAUUCCCAUAAAUUUUUGCCAGAAAGAUGUUGCACGAACCAAUCGGCGUAUAACCCUUUUGGUGCUGGACCACGAUCGUGUCUGGGCAAACGCUUUGCUCUGGAUUUAUGCAAAAUAACGCUAGCAUCUAUUCUGCACUGUUACGAAAUACUUCCAGAUAAUGAUAACGUCGGUUCAGUGGAUGUCUCGGAUCUUCUCGUAUAUCGAGUAGGGUCCAUUAAAAUUAAGGAUGGGAUACAUCUCAAGUUCAAGUCUAGGAAAUGACUUAAUUAUGUUGGUACAUUUUUUUAACCGGGGGGACUAUACCGGAUUUUUACAGUGCGUGCUAUCGUAUUUAGUGCACUGAUUGAUUAACGAUUCCAUAUUUGUUCAUGAUUCCGGAGUUAAAUAUAUGCGGAAAAUUAUCUAUGUAUUUUAAACAUAACUGACUGAUUGAGUCAUUCUUUUAUGAGGUAGGGAGUUUUUAUAUCAGAAAAUAAAUUCAUUUAAAAAAAUCUA